Messenger RNA from Aureobasidium uvarum, 1281 nucleotides. The record is from the annotation of a GenBank genome assembly. NCBI's taxonomy places the organism in Eukaryota, Fungi, Ascomycota, Dothideomycetes, Dothideales, Saccotheciaceae.
AUGCAGAGCGUUAGACAUUAUCCCAUGGAUAUGAGUACCGCGCAUGCGAGACCAGAGCCUAGAGAAGAGAGGCUGAGGAUACCGGGGCAACCACAACAGCGUCAGAUGAGGACAAAGUCUCAGCCAAACCUUAGGUCCAUGGCACGUCGACAAUUACCUGGUACAGGUUCCCAAGCAGAGAGCCACAACGCAUACAGGACCCCCAGAGUGGUACAUCCUCCUCUUCCAACCAACACUCAUCGUCGCAAGCAUGAAGCCAUGUUCAUCGAAGAGCCUCCAUUCGAGCGACCAUUCUCUCCCGAGUCUGACUCGGAAGAACACAUGAUCUUGGAUUACUAUCUCCAAGCAUCAUACCACACUCCUCUUUCUAGGGUUGUGUCAGCCGAGGAGCCCUGCAACCAGGGUGGAGCCAUGGCCGCGUUUGACUUCGGCCUUGAGCACACGCCUGAGCCACCCUACAGACGUCCUCAGCCUUCGAUACAACGACCAAGGACAGCACAUGAGUCGUCGUCGUCGUCACGAAGACAAUCUCUCUCAUCGCCUCAAAGACAUGCUCCUUCUUCACCUCAAAGACAUACUCCUUCUUCACCUCAAAGGCAUACUCCUUCUUCACCUCAGAGACAACCUCCUUCGUCACCUCACAGACAACAUCCUUCGUCGCCUCAAAGACAGUCUUACACUCUCUUCCCCAAGGAGCAACAGCAACCAUCAACCCCACGCAUCAGCGUGAUCAGCGACAAUGGCAGCAUCUUGUCUCAUCACAGCCACUCCAGCCAACAUCGCCCUCGCACCUCCUCACUAGCAUCAUCGGAGCGUUCGCGCUCAGACUCAUGCAUGUCUGUCCGCCUCCAACCCUCUGCAACCCUCUCCUCUUCCCCGUCUUCAUCCCCCAAGCGUCCCCAAACCUCUCCUCGCAUGCGCACAACCAGCGCGUCUUCCCAACAGCAAACCAGUCUCUCCGACCAACCUCCCUCGCGCUGGUCGGGCGAGACGGUAGACAUGGUCUUGGAGUCGCCCAGAUCCGGCAGAAACGCUGUAGAUAGAACCAGAGAUUCUUCGUCGUCGACCUUGGUGGCUACCAGCCCUGCAUGGCCCACUGGCAGCUUCUUCGAGGAUGACGAGGAUGAGAAGUUGCCUUUGAGACGCAAGGUGGCGCAGAAGCUGAGGAGUUCGCGUUCGAGCAAUGCAUUGAGAUCGGCUAGCAACCCUACUAGCAGUGUGGAGCAGCAGCCCAAGAAGUCUUCAUGGACUCGUCGGUUGGUUACCUGGCACCGCGCCUAA